CCCGAGGCAUCGACGCUCAGUCAACUUUGUGAAGAAUCCACGAGACGUCGAGACCGGUAAAGCUUUCGGUACAUCUUAAUCUCAGCCAUGGGAAUCAUCUUCGUUUUGAUUCAAAUAUUCUUCUGUGCCAGACUGUCAAUGGCACAACAACAACCAGCCCCUUAUCCUGCGGUAAACUGGUAUUAUCAACCAUCGUUCGGUUGCAACUGGAACUCACUUUCUAUGCCGAAACCGCCCUACCUGCCGUGGAAUCAACCGUACGCGAAAAGAGACGAUUACACGUACACCCCGAAUAUUGGCGGUUACAAAGUUCACACGCGAGCUGUUCCUUGGAACGAUGCACGAAUGAUUUGCGAAGAGGAGGGUGGUCACUUGGCCAUUCUUAACUCCAUAGCCGAAGCGAAAGUAGUCACUGAGUUGUUCAAAAAAUCAUCUCCAAUCACUGGAUCACCUCAUCCGGAUUUUGCCAGUAUUGGAUUUCACGAUCUUUAUCGGGAAGGCCAAUAUGUGACCAUUCACGGUCAGACGUUGGCGAAAGCUGGUUUCGGCGAGUGGGCAGAUGGACAACCAGACAAUGCGGGUGGUGCCGAAAAUUGCGGAUCAUUGCACAAAAGUGGCGGACUUAACGAUAUCAAUUGCGGUACACAGUUUGGUUUUAUAUGCGAGUUACCAAUCUACUGAUGAGGACAUCUAACAAGAGUGAUCGAUUUUUAUUGGCAGACAGUAUGUCGUUGAUAAAUAACGUAGAAUAUAAAGUAUGGGAACCGUAUUUGAGACUAACAUAUGUAGAAUAAAAAAUAUUUCUAUAAACUGGACAAAUCUGCAGUAAAAUACAAAGCGAACGCGAUGCAUGAAAAUUUAUUCAUAUGACGGACCAUCGGCAACUCUUGAUCAAAUACCAUCCCCAAAAGGGUCGAAGAAGACAACAGAAGCAUUUAAAAAAAGCGAUUAAAUAAAUUAAUCACACUUUGUGAUCACGAUGAUUAUAAACACCACCGAUAAAUUUGUGAACCCAAAAAAUAUUUCAUGUAUUUCACACAAUGAAAAAUAAAAACCGAAUCGACACAA
Molecule: messenger RNA, 1068 nt
Organism: Neodiprion fabricii
Lineage: Eukaryota; Metazoa; Arthropoda; Insecta; Hymenoptera; Diprionidae
Product: hemolymph lipopolysaccharide-binding protein-like
Exons: 3
Coding region: 88-681 (197 amino acids)
Molecular function (GO): signaling receptor activity
Source: RefSeq, a predicted model, not a curated record